Molecule: messenger RNA, 3717 nt
Organism: Rattus rattus (black rat)
Lineage: Eukaryota; Metazoa; Chordata; Mammalia; Rodentia; Muridae
Product: vomeronasal type-2 receptor 1
Exons: 6
Coding region: 633-3371 (912 amino acids)
Biological process (GO): G protein-coupled receptor signaling pathway
Cellular component (GO): membrane
Molecular function (GO): G protein-coupled receptor activity; olfactory receptor activity
Source: RefSeq, a predicted model, not a curated record
AGAGAUUAGAGGGAAGGAGGAAGGAAGAAAGGGAGGGAGGAAGCAUUGUUUAGAAGAAACCAGAGUUAUAAGCCUGAAUCUAUAGAGUGUGUGCUGAGAGUAGUCCUACUUCUGGUGGUAAGGGAUAAAGAAAAUGGUAUGUGCAAAACGUUCAUUAAAUAUGUCUGGGCCUUACAGAAUUUUUCUAAGGUAUUCUGUUAGUAUCCUAGUCAUCAAUGACGUAAUGAGAUAGCUGUCACCUCUUUUGAUACUUUAUGAUGAAGCAGGAUACUGUUCCUUACUUUUGGAGUAGAGAAGAUCAUGGAGUUGGCUGCAGUGAGACUCGAUGCUGAACAAGAAGGGGUAGUUUCUACAAAUUAAAAUGAGUCUUAAACUCAGAAUCCACAUUUUUGUCAUUUAUUGUUACAAAGCAUAUGGGGAUUUUCUGAAGUUUCUUCUCAAAGGGUUACUCGGCUCCCAGUCCAGGUCCACAAAUUGCAGGUGAUUGCAAGGCCUGUGAUUGAGACAUGAAAAUUAUGUAGCAAGUAGUGACAAGCCAAGUCCACUGGGACAUACACAUAUACACUCAAUCAAGGUGCUUCACUAAAACGUGUGUGAUUUCCAUUCUAGUCAGUUUCUUAAAACUCAUUAAAAUGGCCAGCCAAAAGAUAUGCUUAGCUCUAGGAUUUCUUGCAUUUUUGUGGGCUGAAUUGGGUGCUCAAAACAAAACAGAGGAACUACAAUGCAGGUUGAUGGCCAAGUUUAAUUUGUCUGGAUAUGUAGAUGCCAAAAACCAUUCGCUUGUGAUUGCAGGAUUGUUUCCUAUCCACUCCAGAAUCAUCCCAGUAGAUGAAUCUAUUUUGGAGCCGGUGUCACCCAUGUGUGAAGGGUUUAACUUUCGGGGUUUCCGCUGGAUGAAAACCAUGAUCCACACCAUCAAGGAGAUUAAUGCGAGGAAAGACAUUUUGCCCAACCACACUCUGGGUUAUCAGAUCUUUGAUUCCUGCUAUACCAUCUCCAAAGCAAUGGAAUCAUCUUUGGUGUUUCUUACAGGGCAGGAAGAAUUCAAACCCAAUUUUAGAAACAGCACUGGAUCAACUCUGGCAGCAAUGGUUGGAGCAGGGGGAUCAUCCUUGUCAGUUGCUGCUUCAAGAAUUCUGGGGUUGUAUUACAUGCCUCAGGUGGGCUAUACUUCUUCCUGUUCAAUUCUUAGUGACAAAUUCCAGUUUCCAUCUUAUCUUCGUGUAGUACCCAGUGAUAAGAUCCAGUCUGAGGCCAUGGUGAAUCUUAUCAAACACUUUGGUUGGGUCUGGGUAGGUGCUAUUGCAGCUGAUGAUGAUUAUGGAAAAUAUGGAGUAAAAACUUUUAAGGAAAAAAUGGAGAGUGCCAACCUCUGCGUUGCUUUCUCUGAAACCAUUCCAAAAGUCUACUCAAAUGAGAAAAUGCAAAAAGCUAUUAAUGUAGUAAAGAAUUCCACUGCAAAAGUCAUUGUGCUUUACACUUCUGACAUUGAUCUCAGCCCCUUUGUGUUGGAAUUGAUUCAUCAUAACGUAACUGACAGGACAUGGAUAGCCAGUGAAGCCUGGAUUACCUCAGCUCUCAUUGCAAAGCCUGAGUAUUUUCCCUAUUUUGGUGGAAGUAUUGGAUUUGCAUUACCAAGAACUACUAUACCUGGACUAAAAGAAUUUCUUUAUGAUAUACACCCUAGCAAGGAUCCAAAUGAUGUCUUGACCAUUGAAUUCUGGCAAACUGCUUUUAACUGUACCUGGCCCAACAGCAGUGUGCCUUACAAUGUGGACCAUAGAGUGAAUAUGACUGGUAAAGAAGACAGAUUGUAUGACAUGUCUGAUAAGCUCUGCACUGGAGAGGAGAAGCUGGAGGAUCUGAAAAAUACUUAUCUGGAUAUGACUCAGCUAAGAAUCACAAACAAUGUUAAACAAGCCGUGUAUGCUAUAGCUCAUGCCCUGGAUCUCCUCAGCAGAUGUCAAGAAGGAUAUGGACCAUUUGGUACAAAUAAUGCAUGUGCAUAUAUACCCACCUUUGACUUCUGGCAGCUAAUGUACUAUAUGAAGGAAAUUAAAUUUAAAUCACAUGAGGAAAAGUGGGUAGUUCUGGAUGAUAAUGGAGAUUUGAAGUUUGGACACUAUGAUAUCCUAAACUGGCAAUUAGAUGAUAGUGGAGAAAUUUCCUUUGUGACAGUUGGGAGAUUUAACUUCAAAACUGACAUGUUUGAGCUCAUUAUUCCAACAAAUUCUACAAUAUUUUGGAACACUGAGUCAUCAAGGCGUCCAGAUUCAUUCUGCACACAAGUAUGUCCUCCAGGGACCCGGAAGGGGAUUCGCCAGGGGCAACCCAUAUGCUGCUUUGAUUGCAUCCCAUGUGCUGAUGGAUAUGUGUCAGAGAAACCAGGCCAGAGGGAAUGUGAUCCAUGCAGUGAAGAUGACUGGUCCAAUGCAGAGAAGAGCAAGUGUGUACCAAAGCUUGUGGAAUUCCUCGCUUAUGAGGAGGCCCUGGGGUUCACCCUUGUCAUCCUUUCCAUAUUUGGGGCACUUGUGGUCUUGGCAGUCACUGUUGUAUAUGUGAUACACAGACAUACUCCAUUGGUGAAAGCCAAUGACAGAGAGUUGAGUUUCCUCAUUCAGAUGUCUCUGGUUAUCACGGUGCUCUCAUCCAUGCUGUUCAUAGGCAAGUCAUCCAACUGGACAUGCAUGGCCCGCCAGGUCACUCUGGCACUGGGCUUUUGCCUUUGUCUGUCUUCCACUCUUGGAAAGACUAUUUCACUCUUUUUUGCGUACAGGAUUUCCAAAUCCAAAACCCGGCUUAUAUCCAUGAGCCCCAUUUAUCGAAAACUAAUUGUGCUGAUCUGUGUUGUAGGGGAGAUUGGUGUAUGCACAGCUUACUUGGUGUUGGAGCCUCCAAGGAUGUUCAAGAACAUUGAACCUCAAAAUGUAAAGAUCAUCUUUGAAUGUAAUGAAGGGUCUAUAGAGUUUCUGUGUGCUAUAUUUGGGUUUGAUGUUUUUCUGGCUCUGCUGUGUUUCCUUACAACCUUUGUGGCUCGCAAGCUGCCAGAUAACUAUUAUGAAGGGAAAUGUAUCACUUUUGGGAUGCUGGUCUUUUUCAUUGUCUGGAUCUCUUUUGUCCCUGCUUACUUGAGCACUAAAGGCAAAUUCAAAGUAGCUGUGGAAAUAUUUGCCAUUUUGGCAUCCAGCUAUGGCUUGUUAGGCUGUAUAUUUCUUCCCAAGUGUUUCAUUAUCUUGCUGAGGCCAAAGAGGAACACGGAUGAAACUGUUGGUGGAAGAGUCCCCACUGUUGACAGGAGCAUCCAGCUGACUUCAGCCUCUGUGAGCAGUGAGCUUAACAGCACAACAGUGUCAACUGUUCUGGAUGAGUAGAGCUGUGAGCUCUAAGUGUCAGGCAAAGCUGGAAGGCAACUUGCCUCAACCUUUCUUUGUAUAUUGUGAUGAAGCAGCUGCUGAUGUUGUAGAGUAGUAUUGGUUGUAGCUCUGUUGAUGUAGGUUUAACCUAAUGAAUGGUAUCUCAGUCUGUGACAUGGCAUUCAGUAUAGAUUAGAAUGUCACUUAUGUUUGAAAUAGGAAACCAUUUUAUUAGGUUUUAAAAUAGAGGCUCUAAAUAAACACAAUUCAUCAGACAUUGUAUUAAAAAUGGUUCAUGAAUAUUUUUUCUGAUUUUCUUUUUCAUAAGUUUACAUCAAAUAAAAAUAGAGGCAGGUUUUAAAGA